Molecule: messenger RNA, 9366 nt
Organism: Syngnathoides biaculeatus (alligator pipefish)
Lineage: Eukaryota; Metazoa; Chordata; Actinopteri; Syngnathiformes; Syngnathidae
Gene: tet1
Product: tet methylcytosine dioxygenase 1
Exons: 12
Coding region: 784-6702 (1972 amino acids)
Biological process (GO): positive regulation of transcription by RNA polymerase II; oxidative demethylation
Cellular component (GO): nucleus
Molecular function (GO): zinc ion binding; DNA binding; DNA 5-methylcytosine dioxygenase activity
Source: RefSeq, a predicted model, not a curated record
CUUGAAAAUUUUUCCCCAAGACUUAUCUCUAAAUUUAUUUAGAAACAAACUUUAUUUUGGUAAAUAUAUAACUUCAUCGGGAAAAAUACAUGCGUUUCUAUCUCUUUUUUUCGUCUGGAAAAUAUGCUAACUUUAUUCUCUCAAUAUUAUAAUUUGAUGAAGAGGCGGGUGCAAAUGCAGUGAGACAAGCACACGCACACAGACGCGGGCGCGUAUGCGCCUUCCGAUCCGGGCCCGACUGACAGCUCGCAUCCGUGUCUGGUUUUCUCGCCUCCCCUCCAGCCCGGAGACGACGCGCUCGACACGGGCUGAGCCCGAAGAAGGUCGGUGUCUGGCAGGAGGGAGCGAGGAGAGCGAGCGGGGCUGCCCUGGCCGUGGUUGUGUGACACGAGAGGGUUUGACGUUUUGACGACGAGGAGCGAGCGAACCGCGCGGCGACGUGGCCACCGGGCACCCCCCCCCCUCACCCCCACCCCGCUGCUCUGCUCGCCCGCCAGCCUGUCAUGACCGCGUCGGUCUGGACGCCCAGCAGCAGCGGAGCGACUCGCCAUCAGCGGCGGCGAGCUAAAUUUGCCGAGGAGGGGAAAGGCAUACAAGGUUUGACGGUCUCCGCGGAGUAUUAUUAGCACUUCAGACGGCGCAACCGACUCUCCCUCUCUGGUCAUGCACUGCCAGUUUCCACAACCCCGAAAAACACAAUAAAGGUGGAUUUUAGACAGAAUUGAGACCAAAAUCCGGCUCCCAUGCUGGCUGUAAAAAACCCUCGACUCCAUAUCCUCAGCCAUGCCUGCCACCACCAAAUCCACAAGAAGACAAACCCACACUCAGAGAAAAAAUGGCCAGAAAGUCGCCGACACCAGACGGCAAACCAGCAACUCAAAUAAGGGCAGGGGACGAGCCUCAGAGCGUCUCCAAAAAGUCACAACUGCUCUCACACGGUCGACUGCCAGGGCUCAGUCGCGAUCGGGCCGGAGCCCUCGGGGACGGGGGACUGGUAGCCGGUCCGCAUGUCAGGGCAAUGCAUCUCUGGGUAGAGGUAACCAUGCCAUAAGUGUAACAGGAUCCGCAAGACUCAAAGGGUUGAGCAAGGUGCCUGAUCACUAUUGUGAGUUGGAUGACACCCUAUGGCGGAGGAAGUCCCCACGGGGGGCGCAGGUGUCAGCUGAUUCCUGCUUACCACCCAAAUUGUGCAGGGGUGCGAGGAAGACGAGAGGAAGAGGUAACACCCGCAGGCAGCCGUCGAAGACCAGCAACAACGACCCGACUACUGAUGAGGAGCUUGAGAAAGCACCCCUCGAACAACUUCUGCCGGUUUCUCUGAAAACUGAUUUCCAAGGUCCCGCUCACGUCAAAGAUGCUAAGGAAGGCAGCCCCCUCAAAGCAGACUCUCCGCCAUGUAAUGACAACCUGGAGGACUGUGUUCCUCUAGACAACCAGACAAGUAUAAUCAGUGAGAAUGUGGCUGAGGCACCUUUGAGUGAAGACCAGCAACCAGACCCCUGUGACGUUGCUAGUAAAGAUAGCCCCAACGAACUAGCUGCUACAAGGAUUGCCUUCGCUGUUUCGCAAGGACUGCAAACAUCUUUUACGCGACACAAACCCAGGCUUGUCACGGAUGAUGAUGAUGAUGCAAUUUUAGUAGAGACAAUGACUGACAACACAGCCAACUCCGAGAUAAUGCAAGAGAGACUGGCAGAGAAAACAUCUGAGAGGUCGGAUGAGGUGAACCAAGAGCCGGCGGACGUUGUUGGGGAGCUGGCUGAUUGUGAGGGACUACCAAAAGAGAACAGUUCUACUGAAUCACUUCUCAGUGCGCCAGUUCUCUCACAUCCUCUGGAUACAACUCAGUCCAUCAAUGGACCGCAAAAACAGUCGCUUGACAAGGUGCUAACUGUCCCAAACACAGCUACCUCAAAUCCCACCAAAGCCCCCAAAACCUCAGAGUCAUCCCAACCGGAGGUUCUGAGGCAGGACGGGACAAACAUGCAAACUUUGGUUCAUGGUGCUAAACCUCCAGUCCCGAAAUCCUCUCUUGUACCAGAGACCUCGAUGUCGCAACGUACCAACCCAGCAGCAAGGAGUACCCCGGUUAUUAUCCGUAGUGACUCCCUAAAGGCAAGGAGCUUCUGGGAGCGACUGCAAACUCUUGCGAACCCCCCUCUUCCUGCACCACAAGCCAAAAAUAGGAACCCCUCUCCUGAACCAACGGUGCGCCACAGUCGGGUUGAGACUCCAGCAGAGUGUAACCCAGUCUUCAACGAGGACAGUGGUGUAGCAGUCGGAGCGCCUGAGCUAGACCUGCCCCCAAAGAUCUCAACCCCCUCUCUGGACGGCAGCUCAGCCUUCUCCUACAGCUCGGAGAGUACGCGUUCCUCGUUCUCUUUGGAAACAGAGUCUGAGCAGGGCUAUGGCGAAUCCUUGGUAUCCUGGGGGUGCGAGGGAGGACGCUGCCCGCCCUCCUGGAAGCAACAGCAGCGCAAAGAGCGGCGAAAGCGGAGCAGGUGCGGGAGGUGCGAGCCGUGCCUGAGGACCAUCAGCUGCGGCCGGUGCAGCUGCUGUCUCAACCGCAGCACUGGCCAUCAGAUCUGCAAGUUGAGGAAAUGUGUGGAACUGAAGAGGAGGAGGCCGUCGAAGCCGCUCAUUGUACAGGUGGUUCCAGAAAGUGGGUCGUUCAAUGGCAAAGGGGAGGCACAGAUGGAUGGCACCCACAUGGCGGCAGAGGAGGGCGAGGAGGAGGAAGGCCACAUACAACAUACAAAAACUCCCCCCGUCACCAGCUCGCUUCGCCACAACCUGGACAUCGGCGGACGGCCGGCACUUAUUCAGCGAGAGCUCGGGCUGCAGCUGAACAACAUUGCACUUCACCAACAUGUACGCCCUUCUGUGAAUUCCCACAACGGUUCCUCCGAAAACCCGACAAACGGUGCUAAUGUGACGGCCGGGUGUCACGCUGACCUGAAGUCUGCAUAUCACAGGGCUAUGAUGGCCUCCGAGCCUCAAAGGAGCAAAACCGCCGGCAUCCCUUCCGACAACGGACCUAAGACUCCGCCGCAUGAUACGUCGGUCCCGCUGAAGAGGAUCAAACUGGAGGAGAAUGAAGAGGUGAUCACCGCGCAUUUGGGCGACGAAGAUGAUGUCUGCGAAGACCCUCUGUCCACUUUGGCAGCUGUGGUGUGUCUCUCUGUCACAGAGAGGCGAGGGCUGGAGGAGAAACUCUUCAGCUCACGUCCUUCUGCUCUUCACUGCAUCAAAACGGAACCACCGGAUUUAAACUUAAUCAACAAAGAGUCGGAGGAUUUAAGGAGGGAUGAGUGUCGCGGUCUAGGUAGCCUACCGAGGACUGCCCAGACUAUCAAAAGUGAACCGCCUUCUAAUGACCUGUUACCAAGUGUGCAGUCUUUGGCACAGAAGAGGAAUCUUAGUUUUGACCAGGCGAUCGCCAUUGAGGCCUUAACUCAACUGGCAGCUAUACCUCAACGUACCCCAGUGUUUAUUAAAGCCGAACGAAAGUGUGAAUCUCCCGUUUCUGCGAUCACAUCCCAAGCAACCUCAACACAAGAAGCCAAACCCACAGCGGCAAUCUGCUACAACAAAGUCUCAGUCAUCAGCUCACCGGUUCACCAGACGUCAGUGAUUCACCCGCCUGUGGCCAGACAGGCCAACGUCAUACAACGGUGCCAGGACACGAGGCCACCUGACCUGUCAGUAGACGGUAACGGGGCACCCUGCAGUAGGACAUACCAAAACUUUGGCUCUCGUGUCAUCAAGUCGGAAUUUAACAACGAUCACGAGCGUAACUUUUGGAAGGACCGAGAGAGACCAAAAAUGAUGAGAAACCAAGACGAAGAGGAAGUGGCUGCCCAAUUAGCAGACUUGGCCUUCAUCAUCCAGUCACGACAGAACCAGCUGUCCAUGAGCAAUCGCAUGAAGGGGACCCCGGUGUCAGCCAUCAAAUACAACUACCAUUCUCAGUUAUCCCCCAGUCAGAAAAAGACCCCCAUAAAGAAAACUAAAACGACUCCUCCAAAGCCCAGGAAGAAGAAGAUAAAUGAGGAACCGCAGGAGGGAAUCAACCGAAGGACCCCGUUUUCAAAACGCAAUGGAAAUGCAUCCCAUCGAAGCAAAGGAAAGAAACCCCCCCUGUCCGGCAAAUCAGAUCUCCCCCACAGGAGGAAUCUGUUUCUUCCUCAGGCUCAGAUUGACCUGAAGAGAUACUUGGGUGAGGCCCAGGAGGAAGCAAGGCAACUCAUCCAUCACAGUACAGAGACUCACCACUGCAGGACCAACCAGAGUCUCGGCCAUGAGAACCAGCUAUUGUCUUAUCUGCACAAUCCACUCAACCAACACAAUCCUGUUGCAGGACCAGGGCAGGAAAGGUGUUCGUUAACUCAGGUAGCUCAGCCCCCCAAAGGGCUGCAGCACGGUGCUGAUCACGGGGUGGCUCACCCCGGCCACGCCACCUUCCCUGGUCUGGCCAACAGCCUUUCAGGUGCUCGCCAGUCGCCCCCUCCGAGACAGCAGAGCUACUACAAGCUGGAGAGGUCGGGGCCCGUCACUGUCCUGUCUACAUCUGCUGAUGGCGAUGCGGGCCACUCGGCGGAGUCGACGCCAUCCAAGCACAGUGUCAACAGCUUCCUGGAGUCGCCGAUGGCUUUUCUGGACACCCCGACAAAGAACCUGCUCAACACGCCCUCCAAAAAGCUGUCUGAGCUUCCUUGCUGUCAGUGUGUGGACCAGAUCAUUGAAAAGGAAGAAGGUCCUUACUACACUCACCUUGGAGCAGGACCGAGUGUUGCCGCAGUGAGGGAAUUGAUGGAGAACAGAUACGGCGCCAAGGGGAAUGCAGUGCGGUUGGAAGUUGUUGUCUACACUGGAAAAGAAGGAAAGAGCUCCCAGGGGUGUCCUAUUGCUAAAUGGGUGGUCCGGCGUGGCAGCGAAGAGGAGAAGCUGCUGUGUUUAGUGCGGCGGCGGCCAGGGCACCACUGUGACACGGCUGUAUUGGUCAUCCUCAUUCUGGCGUGGGAAGGAAUCCCGCGGGCGGUGGCGGACCACCUCUACCAGGAGCUCACGGAGACCCUCUUCAGAUAUGGCUCGCCCACCAGCCGUCGCUGCGCCCUCAACGAAGAUCGUACCUGUGCCUGUCAGGGUUUAGACCCGGACACCUGCGGCGCUUCCUUCUCUUUCGGCUGUUCGUGGAGUAUGUACUUCAAUGGCUGCAAGUUCGCCCGUAGCAAAGUGCCACGCAAAUUCCGCCUGCUUGGUGACUACCGGGAGCAGGAGGAGAAGAUAGAGAAAAACCUCCAGAGUCUUGCCACUGACCUUGCACCACUGUACAAGUGCCUCGCUCCUGAAGCCUUCCAGAACCAGGUGGAACAAGAGGAGAAAGGGGACUCCUGCCGGCUGGGCUGGAGGGGGGGACGUCCGUUCUCGGGAGUCACGGCUUGUGUGGACUUCUGCGCUCACGCUCACAAGGACAACCACAACAUGAAUAAUGGCAGCACUGUGGUUUGCACUUUAACAAAGGAAGAUAACCGCGCGGUUCGGAAUAUACCGGAAGACGAGCAGCUCCACGUUCUUCCACUCUACAAGAUCUCCGACAGGGAUGAGUUUGGUCGGGUCGAAGGGCAGUGGGCCAAAAUCCAAUCCGGUGCCCUGCAGGUUCUCUCAUCCUUCCCCAGAGAGGUGCGUUUGCUAGCUGAGCCGGUGAAAUCAGCCCGGAAGAUAAGGCAAGAAGCUCGUCUGAAAGCUCAAGCGGAGAAGCUGGAGAAGAAGCUCGGCUUGAGCCCUCUCACUCCGACUAAAGUAAAGCGGGAAACCCCCACCAAAGGUGAGCAACACGCCCUUUACAACAAAAUCCUGCCUCGCCCCGCUAGCGUGGAUCGGUGCCAGGCCAGCACUUAUGCUCAGAGCUCCAGCAACUACCACCAACAGAGGGACCUCGUGUCACCCAACCACCACAACCACCACCACCACCCGCCCGGUGUUCUGUUUGGCCCCGGCCCCUCGGUCCCGGCGUAUCAGACCACCGACGACGCGCUGAGGGGUUACCUCGACGGCUACCCCUGUACUUUUAAAUCUGAGCCCGGCGAGGCGCACUCUCCCCCGCGCAGACCCUCGGCCAGCGGGAGCGCCCCUCCGUCCUCCUGCGCCUCCUCCCCUCGACCUACCUCUGAGGGCCUCUACAGCAGGCUGAACGGACUCCACGGCUUCGAGGAGGAAGUCAAGCAGGAGGAGGUGUGGUCAGACAGCGAGCACAACUUCCUGGACCACGACAUCGGCGGCGUGGCGGUGGCGCCGUCGCACGGCUCCAUCCUCAUCGAGUGCGCGCGGCGCGAGCUGCACGCCACCACGCCCAUCCUCAAACCCGACCGCCGGCACCCCACGCGGAUCUCCCUGGUCUUCUACCAGCACAAGUCCCUCAACGAGCCGGGCCACGGGAUGGCCAUGUGGGACGCCAAGAUGGCCAAGAGGGAGCGGGAGAAGGAGGAAGAGGAGGAGGAGGAGGAGAGGUUGAGGAUGGAGGAGGGCGGGAGAGGGGCCCGAGGGGAGACGGGGGACGGGGCCGGGGUGAACGGGGAGGACGCGCGGAAGGCCAGGGACGUCCCCACGCGGCAAACGUGGACGCUACCGAGGGACGGGGUCAUCACCGUGUCCCCCUACGCCCUCACACAAGUGACGGGACCUUACAACAGCUGGACUUAAGUCAACACACACACACACACAACACUGUGCUUAUUUAUGCCUUACCUCAAUCAACUUGAGACUGCUUCUCUCGUUUUCUUUCUACCUGGUUUUAAUCAUGCGUUUAUGAUCCCUGUCUUUGGAAGGCUGUUUGAGUAUUUAUUCAGUACCCUCGAUGUUAGGUUUAUGGUCCACGUACUAGUGCGCGCUACACCCGAAGACGACUACAUGUCACUCGUGAGGCAAAGUUGCGCGUUACGCUGCAAAAACUCAAAAAUACUCCGAAGAAUAUUUGCCUUGUUUCUAGUCAAAACUAAUCUGAUUACACUCGAAGUAAUGUAAUAAUAAUGUUGACUCUAAUUUUGAGUGUAAUUAGAUCAGUUUUUACAAUAAAUGACAACAAUAGUCUUGCUAAGAUUUUGAGUUUUUUGGCAGUGUAGUGUUGACAUCAGCACUCCGCUAUUAUGAAAAGCCGUUUGAGCAUUUAUUCCAUAUUCUCGACAUCCAGCAUGAGGUUCACAUACAAGUACGCUUUUUGUCCACACUAGUAGGACAACUACAUAAGUGAGGCCAAACUGUGCAGCAAUUUGAUACUAGUACUACUAUUGAAACUUUAGAUGAAUUCUAUAAUGUCACUAGCAUUACUCGUAGCUCACAGUUGUCAACUAGUGCACAUUUUUAGUAGCCUGUAGUCGCCCUCCUAGAAUGCCAAUGUUUUCCCACUAGUGAGGACAAAGUGUGCACUAGUACACAAACCUUUAAAUUGAGUUCCAAAUACAUGCUCAAACAAAUUUACUGAAGGUUUUUCGAGCAUUUAUUCGAUAUCAAGGAUAACCAUGUUCAGAUCCAUGCACUAGUGCACACUUUGGCAUAGUAGGAUAAAUUUUGCAGACUAGUGGCACAACUGUGUGUUACUACUGUGGCAAAACUGUACACUACUCGACAACAGUGUGCUACUACUAUGAAGUACCGCUCAAGCUUGAUAUCCAUCUGAAUCUCCGUGCGCUAGUACCCGCUUUAUCCUCACAAGUAAGACAAUUCAAUGCACUAGAAGAAAAAUUUGUAGAAAAAAAAUGUUGCCCGUAAGACACGCUCAUUUUAGGAUAUCGAAUAAAUACGCAAACGGCUUACUUGGUGCUCCUUCGUCUUCCUCGGCAAGGAAGGCCAAAGUAUUUCGGGGCUCUUUUUUUUUUUAACUGUGAGUUUUAUGUUUAUUAAAGAGAUGGUGCUUUCAAGCAUUUUUAAGAUGUUUUUAAGAUUUUUUUUUGGUUUUAUAUAUACAAUAUAUACCGUAUACAGCAUAUAUGUAUACACACGAUAAAGAACAAAAAAACGUGAUUAUUUAUUUCCGAUCAUUUCUAUUUAAUUUCUGGUGUUAAGCCUGUUUACUGCAAGACUUCUAUGAUCAUCUGUUGCAUCCAAAUUAGAAUUGCCCCCCCCCCUCCCUCCCUCGCCCCCGCGUUACGCACUAUAUCAUGCAUAUAUUUUACGGCAUAUUAUCUCAUGUAGCAUAAUGGCUUUACACAUCUCCUCCUUCGGUUUCUAUCGUGAAUGAAAGCAAUUAUUAGUUUUCUUGAAGGUUGCUACGAAGCACUUUUAUUUUCCAUUUUCUCUCAAGGCUCACUUGAAAUAUUGGUCCCAAAUGUUAGGCCGAAUUAUGUAUGUACAGAUAGGGCUUUGUCUGUCUCUAUGUGUACAAUCGCAGAAAUAUAAUAACAUUUUAUUUUACAGCAUUCAUCGCAAUUAUAAUUUGCAACAACAACAAAGUGCUUGUCACGACUGGCACUUUUAUGUAUGUUCACCUUCUGCAAAUGGAAUUAUUAAGAGGUGGGAAUCAUAGGAUUUUGGAACUUCGCUGUACAUUUUAUUGGUGCUUGUUCAAAUUUCUGUUUGUCAUACAUGCCGACAUGUUGCCAGUUUGUACUGUAUUUGCAUACAAAAAAGAUAUGUAACUAAAAAGGGUGCAGACAAUUUCCACCAUUGCAAAUUUUUUAAACAUUUGACUGGAAAAAUUUUCAAAUUUGGACCAUUUACUGGUGUGUGUAUAGCCCUCAUUUCAGCUUUUGUUGAAGGGAAAUAAAAACCACUCCAGUAUCACACCAUUCAAGAUUCACCAAUGGCAGUGAAUGUUUAAGCAGUUUUUAACUAUAUCAUAUUUCCAUUCCAGCAUUUGAAUGAGUCUAAAUAGGACGAUCUGAUUUUAUUUUGAAAUCCUUGAAAGAAAUAUCUGCUCAAAUGUGACAUUGUUGGUGACUGGUAACUUCCCCUCGGUGCUAAUAGGACAAGUUACUUCACUGACUAAACGUGGUUUUAUACUCAAUAGGGAUGGUGCUCUUUUUAAAAUAAAAUAAAAUAAUUAAAAAAAACUGUAUUAGAGUCUAUACAAAAGUACAGUUGAUUUGGAAUGACACACAAUGAAAUGAUUGUAAGCAUGUUUGGAAUCAGUUCAAGUACAGGAAACUCCACAAAAAAAAAACAUUUUGAUUUAUUGUAUGAGUCCAAAUUACAAAAUAAUUUUUUUAAAUUAACCACAGGCUAUCACCAGCAUUUAAAAACUUGGAAAAAAAAACACUUUUUACAAUCGUCAGAAUAUUGUGUAAAUAUGUAUGUGAACUAUAUUGUUUUUUACUGUAUUGUGUGUAGACAAUGGAUGCUCUUGCUUAUUUUGCAACUGAAUUACUGUAC